ACACGUUAGUUUGUGUCCUAUAUUGAAGUGAGAGAAGAAGACACAGUAGCGCGCUGUGUAAAGUCAAGUGGCUGAAUGACUGAAGAUAUUUGUGUUUGAGCGCUUAUAACAUCGAAUUCAAGCACGUGAUUCGGUUUAAUUCAACAGAUCAUAUAUCAACACACAACAAGAAAAUUCACAAACAGGAUAAACUUCCAGGUGGAACGACUGACAGCUGCCUUACAAGAUGGAGGAUUUUAAAGUGGAAAAUGAAGAAAUGAAAAUUACAGAACCAUGCGGAAUUAAAUCGGAAGAUAAUGGUAUACAAAUACUAGAUCUGAUGGAAUUGAAAAGGGAAAGUGAAGAGCAACAUCAGUAUCAGACACCUGAAGAUAAACCUCUUAACUGCUUUCAACCUGGAAACAAUAUUUCACAAGAAAUUACAGCUCAAAUGCCAGAAGAGGAAAAUUCAGUGCCGCAAAUGAGUGGAAACCAUGUGGCGGUUCACACUAGAUCGAACCCUUUCAAAUGCCACUGUGGAACGAGUUUCCAAUCCUUCGAACGACUUAAAGACCACAUGAAGAUUCACGUUAAUGUAAAGAAGCUUUAUAAAUGUCCGUUUUGUAAAAAGCAAUUCAAAUCCUUAAGAGACCUAAGACGACACGUGAAAAUUCACAGUAGCGAAGAGCUUUUCGUGUGCCAGCAAUGCGGAAAAACAUUCAAAAACCGAGGAACUCUUAUAAACCAUAUGGGAAUUCACACUGAUGAGAAGCCGUACAAGUGCCAGUACUGUGGACGGGGUUUUAAAUACAAAGGAUUCCUUGAGAACCACAUGAGCAUUCACUCCGAAGAAAGGUUUUUCGUAUGCAUCCAUUGUAAAGAGAGUUUCAAAGACGAAUCAAGCCUUGUUAACCACAUGGAAGUUCACUCCGAAGAAAAGUUUUUCGUCUGCACCCAGUGUGAAAAGAGUUUCAAAGACGAAUCAAGCCUUGUCAACCACAUGGAAGUUCACACUAGACCGAAGCCUUUCAUGUGCCAUUGUGGAAUGAGUUUCAAAUCCUCAAAACAACUUAAAAACCACAAGAAGGUUCACAUAAAUGUAAAGAAGCCUUAUGGAUGUGAGUUUUGUGAGAAGCAAUUCAAAUCCUUAAAAGACCUAAUAAAACAUGUGAGAAUGCACAGUAAAAGAAAGCUUUUCAUGUGCCAGCAAUGCGGAAAAGCUCUCAAGAACCAAGGAAGUCUUAUAAACCAUAUGGGAAUUCACACUGAAGAGAAGCCGUACAGGUGCCAGGACUGUGGAAGGGGUUUCAAAUAUAAAGGUCGUCUCGAGAUUCACCUCCAUGAGGGGUGUCACUAUAUGUUUAAGAAGAGCAGGUUUGAUUCUCUGGACAAACCUGGGGACAGCUGAAUAUAUGUGCUGGAUAUACAAUAUACAUGCCUACUGAUUUCAUAACUUCUAGUGGCUUAUAAACUGAAAAUAAUGUCUCAAAAGAUAUUACAGCUCAGAGGCAAAAACAAAUCUGUGCUUUCUUUAUUUCCUUUAGCAUUUUCCUAACACCAACCCGAAUCAAACACAGCUUAACCAAGUUGUUAGAGUCAGGUGUGUUGAAAAGAAGGGUUUAAAACUAAAAUGUCCAGGAUCCAGAAUCAGGGUUUGAGAUCCCUGUUAUAGCAGCAGUCAUCUAGCAUAAAUAUAACAGGCUUUUAAAGGUGCAGUGUGUAAAUUUUAGCGGCAUCUAGUGGGGAGGUUGCAAAUUGCAACCAACAGCUCAGUUCACAGCUCACCCUUUGCUUUUGAAAAGCAUAGAGAAACUACGGUAGCCGACACAGGACAAACAUAUCAUCAUUGGAGACAACUUAG
Misgurnus anguillicaudatus (oriental weatherfish) is the source of this 1840-nucleotide messenger RNA. RefSeq lists its product as uncharacterized. The record is from RefSeq and is a predicted model, not a curated record. Gene Ontology annotation, cellular component: nucleoplasm. Gene Ontology annotation, biological process: regulation of transcription by RNA polymerase II. Lineage: Eukaryota; Metazoa; Chordata; Actinopteri; Cypriniformes; Cobitidae. Gene Ontology annotation, molecular function: DNA-binding transcription repressor activity, RNA polymerase II-specific; RNA polymerase II cis-regulatory region sequence-specific DNA binding.